AUGAAGUUCACGACUCUUGCUUGUUUGGCAAUCUUGGGGAUUUCGACUUUGAAUGAAGUCAAUGCUGCUCCUAUUGCCGAGAUCGGAUUAAAUAAUAAACGCGACUCAACACCUUCAUAUGAUUAUAAAGACAAGAAGGAUAAAAAAGAUGAUUAUUAUGGUGGCAAAGAUGAUGAAUACUAUGGCAGCAAAGAUGAUGAUUACUACGGCGGCAAAGACGAUAAAUAUGAUGAUGACAAAAAGAAAUCCAGCUACAGACGGUCUGCCUUAGCCUCCCCGGGUGACAAAGAUGAUGAUUACUAUGGCGGCAAAGACGAUGAUUACUAUGGUGGCAAAGACGAUGAUUACUAUGGCGGCAAAGACGAUAAAUAUGAUGAUGACAAAAAGAAAUCCAGCUACAGACGAUCUGCCUUAGCCUCCCCGGAUGAUGAUUACUAUGGCAGCAAAGACGAUGAUUACUAUGGCGGCAAAGACGAUAAAUAUGAUGAUGACAAAAAGAAAUCCAGCUACAAACGAUCUGCCUCCCCAGGCGACAAAGAUGAUGAUUACUAUGGCAGCAAAGACGAUGAUUACUAUGGCGGCAAAGACGAUAAAUAUGAUGACAAAAAGAAAUCCAGCUAUUAA
This is a messenger RNA of Rhizophagus irregularis DAOM 181602=DAOM 197198, 624 nucleotides long. The record is from RefSeq and is a predicted model, not a curated record. NCBI's taxonomy places the organism in Eukaryota, Fungi, Glomeromycota, Glomeromycetes, Glomerales, Glomeraceae.